AUGAAGGCUAUUUUCUUUGCUUUCUCGUUGCUUUUUGUGUUCUCCUUAAUUGGUGCAACUGAGGUUGAUAUCGACAACAGUUCGGUCGAUAAUCAGAAUUUGAACUUCCCUACUACGGAAGCUCCUACUGCUGAGGUUCCUACUACGGAAGCUCCUACUGCCGAAGUUCCUACAACUCUUGCCCCUACCACUUUGACUCCCACUACUGAAGUUCCUACUGAAGUUCCUACCACUUUUGCCCCUACUACUUUGGCUCCCACUACUGAAGUUCCUAUUACUGAGGAACCUACCGCUGAAGUCCCUACCACUUUGGCUCCUACUGUAGUUCCUACCACUUUGGCUCCUACUGAAGUCCCCACCACGGCUGCUCCGGCUCCCGAGCCUACGAACUAUACUGUUUGGAUUAUUGUGGGAAUUGUUGUUAUUCUGAUUGGCUUCUUCAUCAUUGGUAUGAUUGUGAGAAAUAAGAACAAGAAGGAUAGAGAGAAUCAGGGUGACGAGGGCAAACCUCUGAUUUAA
Blastocystis hominis is the source of this 519-nucleotide messenger RNA. RefSeq lists its product as hypothetical. The transcript has a single exon. Lineage: Eukaryota; Bigyra; Opalinata; Blastocystidae. The record is from RefSeq and is a predicted model, not a curated record. The coding region runs from base 1 to 519 and encodes 172 amino acids.